UGCCUUUACAGCUUGCUCGAGCCUCCUGUUCUUCGGGAAGCCUCUAGGCCACCUGUACACCCACAGCACACCCAAGCCGUUUCAGAUGUCCUGUGGCCGCCGGCCGGGCUCGUGGACAGCCCCGAGCCCUGUCAUCUGUCAAGCGUUUCUGGACCAGAGCGGCCCAGAGCCCCACUUAGUAAUAAGAUCCUGCUCUUCCUCGGCUAACGUGGACAUGUGCACGGGGCCCAGCCCUGAGUCCAGAUGAUGUUCGUGCCGAUGGCUUCAGUGAUGGCAGUGACUGAACCGAAAUGGGUCUCCGUCUGGAGCCGUUUCCUGUGGCUGAUGCUGCUGAGCAUGGCGCUGGGGUCGCUGCUGGCCCUGGUGCUGCCACUGGGAGCCAUGGAGGAACAGUGCUUAGCCAUACUCAAAGGCUUCUACCUGCUCAGGAGCAAAUUAGACAGGGCACAACAUGCUGCCACCAAGCGCACCAGCCCCUCCACAGAGCUCAGUGUCACCUCCAGAGAGGCGGGGCUGCUGGUGGUCAAGACCAAGGCAUCUACAGCAGGCAGACUGGAAGCCAAAGCAGCUUUGAACCAAGCCCUGGAAAUGAAGCGCCAGGGCAAGCGGGAGAAAGCCCACAAGCUCUUCCUGUAUGCACUCAAGAUGGACCCGGACUAUGUGGAUGCACUCAAUGAGUUCGGCAUCUUCUCAGAAGAAGACAAGGACAUCGUCCAAGCAGAUUACCUGUACACCAGAGCGCUGACCAUCUCACCCUUCCAUGAGAAAGCACUGGUCAACCGGGACCGGACGCUGCCGCUCGUGGAGGAGAUCGACCAGAGGUACUUCAGCAUCAUCGACAGCAAGGUGAGGAAGGUGAUGUCCAUCCCCAAGGGGAACUCGGCGCUUCACAGGGUCAUGGAGGAGACAUACUACCAUCACAUCUACCACACGGUCGCCAUCGAGGGCAACACCCUCACACUCUCCGAGAUCAGGCAUAUCCUGGAGACGCGCUACGCCGUGCCAGGGAAGAGCCUGGAGGAGCAGAAUGAGGUCAUCGGCAUGCACACAGCCAUGAAGUACGUCAACACCACCCUGGUCUCCCGCAUAGGCUCCGUCACCAUCGACAACGUGCUGGAGAUUCACAGGCGGGUGCUGGGGUACGUGGAUCCAGUGGAAGCUGGCAGGUUUCGCAGGACCCAGGUACUGGUGGGACACCAUGUCCCUCCCCAUCCCCAGGACAUGGAGAAGCAGAUGCAGGAGUUCAUACAGUGGCUCAACUCUGAGGAUGCCAUGAACCUGCACCCGGUGGAGUUUGCAGCCUUAGCGCAUUACAAACUCGUCUACAUCCACCCUUUCAUCGACGGCAACGGGAGGACCUCGCGCCUGCUCAUGAACCUCAUCCUGAUGCAAGCAGGCUACCCACCCAUCACCAUCCGCAAGGAGCAGAGGUCCGAGUACUACCAUGUGCUGGAGGUCGCCAACGAGGGCGACGUGAGGCCUUUCAUCCGCUUCAUCGCCAAGUGCACUGAGACCACCCUAGACACUCUGCUUUUUGCCACGACUGAGUACUCGGUGGCACUGCCCGAAGCCAAACCCAACCAUUCCGGGUUCAAGGAGACGCUUCCCGUGAAGCCCUAGCCCUGUCUGUUCUCCCUGUGCAACCAGAGAAGCAGGGGGACGGGAUCCAAGAAACUUAACAGUUCUAGAAACCUUUAAAUGUUCAUUACCUCCAAAAAUUUUUUAGUCAAAGAAAACUAAAUUAUUAAGCCUUGUAUCUAAGAUAACUUAUACUUCAGCAAAGUUAUUUAUUUUCUUUAGAGCAAGCAAUGUAGUGUGUCCGCUGUGGCGCUGCCAGUGGCCGCUGUGUGAGAGGUGGCCCCACACGCUUGGAGGCACCAACACUCUGACCAGAACCAGGGUUCUGGAGCAAAUUUGCACUUAGGUGAGGGAAGGAGGCCAGAGCAGUAGGACAAGGCCCAGAGCCACUGGAAAAGUGACUCCAAGUCUUUCUCUGGGGAGGACCUGUCCCAGUUCUGAGAAAUGUCAGCCACUUUCAGGUCUUUGUGCCCCUGCCACUGUAUUCGCGUGGUGGCCUUUCCUGGUAGAGCCAAGCUUUAAGCUCUGAAGUGAGUGUUGACGUUCCUAGUUAGAUACCUUAUCUCCAGGAGGACCCUCUGAGCCAUAACAGAUGCGGGUGCCCAAGGCUAUUUUUUCACAUGAGACUAUUUUUCUAAUCAAGGAGAGGAGGGCAGCCAGCUUGGUUUUCUUUGUGUAGCAGUGUUGCCCUUGCCCUUCAUUUGCAGCAAUGCAGACCAGAUGUUUUCAUCCAAAGCAGUGAUGGCGAACUUUUUAGAGCUUUUAGUGAUAACAAACAGCCCACUGGCAUGCAUGCCAUAGGUUCACCACCACUGAUGUAUAAGUUCUCUGGGUUCAUCGCCCAAAGCUGCAUCAUGCUGCAAAGCCGGUCUGCCCUCAGCUCCCACUGUUUUCUGGAGGUGAAGUUCCAAAACCCAGCUGAGAAAGACACCACAUCACCCCAAAGCAACAAUCUGAUAAUGAAUUAAAACCAAGUAAACACCUCUGACCGCAGCCAGUGUGUCCCUUUGUUUAGCUGCAUCCACCUGCUGUCCCUGCACCACCUUGCACAGCCAUCAUACUGUCCAGUGUGCCCCUUCGGGAAGCGAGAUUGUCUUUGAGUGGCCUUAUUUUUCUAGCGUCUUGUAGAAUGAUAAAAUGUCAUAUAUAAAAUGGCCAGGUUUCUAAGUUGUCAUCUUAUGGAAACAGGAUCUUUCAAUCAUUUAUGGCACAAGGACCAGUUCAACUGCUGCUGUUUAGUCAGAAAGGCAGGAAAUCACUAGUUUCCCUUUCCCUUUGGUGAUGCUUCAGUGAUGUUGACCAUACUCAAAGUGGUGUCAUGUCUUUGAUUUUUACAUAUAGUUCCUGAUGGUCACAAAGUCUCUACUUAGAUGUGUGUAUUCAGUUACUUGUUUGUGUAAGUGGCAGAUUUCAGAGUCACUUUGUGAAAGGUUAAGAAAAAUAAGUGAGAAGCUGUAUGAAAUGGCUCCAAAUGAUAGUUGCUCAAACCUGAAUAAAAAAUGUUCUCAUAGUGGAUGCUGCCGUGAGGCAUUUCUUAAACCUGAGCUCUUCUGCUGUCUUGGUUCUAUAAGCACAGUAAGGAGGGCCAACAGGUGUGCUCACUUUGUCCUUUAGUGAGAGAAUUUGCACUUUAGUUGUACGUGAAGGAUAUUAUUAACAAGUUACUGAUUCUAAUAAAGUAUUUUAUUAUAUAAA
This is a messenger RNA of Heterocephalus glaber (naked mole-rat), 3273 nucleotides long. RefSeq names its product FIC domain protein adenylyltransferase (gene Ficd). Lineage: Eukaryota; Metazoa; Chordata; Mammalia; Rodentia; Bathyergidae. Gene Ontology annotation, molecular function: protein binding. The record is from RefSeq and is a predicted model, not a curated record.